Molecule: messenger RNA, 735 nt
Organism: Linnemannia hyalina
Lineage: Eukaryota; Fungi; Mortierellomycota; Mortierellomycetes; Mortierellales; Mortierellaceae
Source: the annotation of a GenBank genome assembly
AUGUCGACAGAACACACAGAGACCAACUUUACAGGAAUCGAUAUCUCUGCUGUCUGGCCCACCGAAAUUCGUCCUCGCAACUGCCGCUUCCAGGUCGUCAAUGCCCUCCAGGGUCUCCCCUUCGAGGACAACACCUUUGACUUUGUCCACCAGCGCUUCUUGAUUAUGGGAUAUCCCGCCAAGGACUGGCCCUUUGUCAUCAAGGAACUCAUUCGUGUCACCAAACCUGGCGGCAUUAUCGAACUCACAGAGAUCCCCAUCGUCUCGAAUGCGAACGGACCCGAGCUGACAAAGUUGAUGGAGGUGCUUGAACAGGGCUGCCUUGCUCGAGGACUCGAUACCACUGCGGCCAAGAAGCUCGAGGGUAUGAUGCGCGAGGCGGGCAUUCAAGAGGUCAAGGCCUGUCAUGCGUCGAUCCCAGUCGGUGCGUGGGGAGCCAAGGUCGGCCAGCUGAUGCGCGAGAACUUUGCAGGAAUUUGGUCAAGUCUGAAGGGCCUUAUCAAGGAGCUGACGGGCAUGAACGAUACCCAGUACGAGGCCAUGAUCAAACGGAUCUUUGUCGAGUACGAGCACUACAAGUGCUAUGUCAACUGCUAUUGUGCCUGGGGUGUCAAGCCCCACCCCGCUCUUCGCCCUGAGGAAUCAUCGUCGCCAUCAUAUAGCAUUCCACCAACGCCGUCUUCCUCUUCAACGACAUCCCCGCCUUAUCCCCAACAUUCUCAUCCUCAACACUGA